GACUAAUUGCAAUCAAAAUGGAAGUUAGUGGGUCAACUUAUGAUAAAGAAAGACUGUUGAAUGACAUUAUUCUGCAAUAUCUGUUGUAGCACACACUUUCCUGCUACUGUACGAGUGUUGCAUCUCGUCUAAGAACAAGUUGCUUUUUUCUUAACUAGGAAUUGCGCCCCAAAAGGCAAAUCCACUAUAGCUGUUGAUGAUGAAUUCUGAGAAGUGAGAACACCCAAGCACGACUCGCUUUCCUACUCAAUCCGACUUGUCGAGAAAUCGAAUAACUUUUCGACAUUUCGCUGUGGCCCUCGAAGGUUCCUUCACAGGCCGUAGUUUCCCCUCAUUCGUCGGUUUAGCAGGUCUUCAACGGCAAGCGCCACUGCAAUCCGCUUUAUCCCUUUCUCCGUCUGGCAAACUCCUUUAAUUGCCCCGUUCUUCCAUCUCCACCAACUACCAUAUUCCGGCGCAGAAGUUUUAUCCAAACCAGAAUGAUGGGUUUCUCACUGGACUCCAGGCGUGUUCUCUUGCUGCUGCUUCUUGCGACGCUGUGUCUUCUUCAUUACCAGGAUACCCUCCCCUCUGUUCUUGCUGCUCCAAGCUUCAUCCCGGAGAGCAAUCACGCCCCUGAAGGGAAGUUACCCUUGUCGAUGGCGAUCAAGACUGGAGCGGCCUCCUCUGUAAACAGGCGUGGCGGUGGAGGUCAUGGCGGUGGAGGCCACGGAGGCGUAGGUCGCGGUGGGAGUGGGCGAGGCCGCGGCGGCGAGGAAGGAGGAGGACGAAGAGGUGGGUCCGGGACCAUGAUUCCACUGUAUGCCGGGGGAGCGGCUGGGGCCGGAGCUCGUAGCCACGACAAUGGCGCAGCCCUGUAUCGCGGGAAGCCUAAUCCAAUACACAAUCUGGGUCUUGCUGUGAUGUUGGCUCUUCCCUUGCUGUUCAAUAACUUUGCAUAGAUGAUGCAGUGCAACUGUGCAGUAGCUUUUUCUAGUGAGGAGUUUGUGAAUUUUGUGACCGGUUGAUACUUGUAAUUCCAUAGUACUUGAAGAACUAACAUGUCAAGUUGAUGGUAUAUUGUUAGCAAAUGACUGGUGGGGAUGGGUAUUCAAUCCACAAUUCAAUUUGAUUAGUAUAUGUCAAGAACAGAUUGGGAUAAUCAGCCAUGCAAGACAGUAAUGAUAUAGAUUAACGCGGUUCACUAAAAUAAUGUUUGUCAGUUGGUCCACGACACAUGAGAGAGUCAGUUACACUAUACUUUACGAGAUGAUAGAAUACAGAGGAAUCGAAAAGUAAAAGUAUAGUACUUUUUCACGUGGUGUAACUCUAAUCUAAUCCGGUAAUAAAUGAGGUGACAUAUU
Messenger RNA from Linum trigynum, 1343 nucleotides. The record is from the annotation of a GenBank genome assembly. NCBI's taxonomy places the organism in Eukaryota, Viridiplantae, Streptophyta, Magnoliopsida, Malpighiales, Linaceae.